Leptinotarsa decemlineata (Colorado potato beetle) is the source of this 1444-nucleotide messenger RNA. RefSeq lists its product as uncharacterized. The record is from RefSeq and is a predicted model, not a curated record. Lineage: Eukaryota; Metazoa; Arthropoda; Insecta; Coleoptera; Chrysomelidae.
UCUGAAAUUUCAAGUGGUGUGCAUUACAUAACACUGGCAAUCACAGCAUGAUAUAAAGAAUUAGGCAUUCCAAACCACGUGACCAAGAUGGCGCCUGUAGGGCACACAUCUGCUUUAUCCAUAAGAGCUUAUGGUUGUUUCAGUUGUGUUUUUGCUAGUUUAUGUGUAUGUUCGUAAAUUAUUUAUAUUUUGAGGUGUUGUCGAGUUAUUUUUGAUUGUCCACACAUUCAUUUAAUAAUGCAGAGUGAUUAUAUGAAGAAGCUAUUAUUGGAAAAACGAGAUGUUGGAGGUUUGAUGUGCUGUUUCAUUGUUUUCGAUUAUUUACCUGGUUUUAUUCACAACUUGUAUUUAGUUAACAAUAUUUGAACAUGGCAUUUUGUUAUAGGUAUAAGAUGAAGUUGAAACUAAUUCAAGAUGUGGAUCCUUUCACACUCACAAGUGAUGAUUUGGAUUAUUCUCUGAAUGGCAUUCCACCAGUAACGAACAUGGAUAUUGUCACAUAUUUAGUGUUGACACAUAGUUUUAUACCAAUGAACAAAUGAAAGCCUUCAAGAGUCUUGAAGCUCAUAAGUAUUUUACCUCUGGAUUUGUUUUGAAAGCUAGGACGAAAGUUAUAAAUGAUUUCUACGUAUUGGUUGGAAAGGUAAAGCAUUCCCAGAGAACAAAUGCAAAACCUCUUGAUGUUUGGUGCAUUGUAACUAUGUACGGGUCAAUAGCUACAGCGAACUGUACUUGUGUCGCAGGUGCCAGUGAAGUUUGUAGUCAUGUUGGUGCCAUACUGUUUGCUGCUGAAUAUGCAUAUCAGAAAAAGAAUUCAUCUUGCAAUGAUUUUGGUGCCUUGUGGUCUAUUCCAUGUUUAUCUACGGUAAUGCCAAUUGAGCCUCUAAGCAAAAUGGACUGUGGACAAAUUGCAGUACCUUCAACAAUGCAACAAAAGACAGCAGUGCCACAGAUGACUGAAUCCGAUAUUGUCAAUUUACUUACAAGGAUUGAGACUAUUGGCAAAAUUGAAAGUUUAAUGAGGAUUAUUGAGCCAUUUGCCAGUAAAAUUUCUGGGACUGUAAAUAUGAAGCUUGCAUUUUCAUUGGAUAUAUACCAACAAAAUUACAAAUUCAAAACAUAUAUUGAAUUGAUGCAGAUAUCAAAAUCUAUUAAUUUAUGUUUAAAACAAGAACAGUGCAACGAAAUUGAGAAAAUCACUAGGAAACAACAUGCUACUAAUAAUUAUUAUUUACAUAGGGUUGGAAGAAUAACAGCUUCAAAAUUUAAAUCCGUUUGUAGAACAAAUAAAGAGUCACCUUCUCACUCACUAGUUGAAAGCAUAUGUUAUCCAAUUAAAAUAUUGUUUAGUCUGAAGCUACUACUUGGGGGUUUAAACCAUGAAAAAAUUGCUGUCAAAAAAUAUAAGGAAUGUAUGGAAGAAAAUCAUAUAUCCUUUAUUAUA